This is a messenger RNA of Physella acuta, 985 nucleotides long. RefSeq names its product oxidized purine nucleoside triphosphate hydrolase. Gene Ontology annotation, biological process: DNA protection. NCBI's taxonomy places the organism in Eukaryota, Metazoa, Mollusca, Gastropoda, Physidae. Gene Ontology annotation, molecular function: 8-oxo-7,8-dihydroguanosine triphosphate pyrophosphatase activity. Gene Ontology annotation, cellular component: cytoplasm. The record is from RefSeq and is a predicted model, not a curated record.
UAUCCUCCUAGCCCUAAGGCAGAAAGCCGUGUAGUCCCAUUAAAUUAUUAGACGUUAGAAAAAAUAAACUCUAAUUGCUAAAUAGUCAAUGACCAAUCAAGUAGUUUUACAAACUUAAUUUAUUUAAUAAUAAUUAUACACUAGAAUAUAAGUAUUAUUAAUAUAAAAUUAUAAGGCAAGGGGGUUGGCCGUAGGCAGUCCAUCCAACUCGUGACGUUACGCAAUCACGGCAAUGACAUAAUGUCAAUGAUAAUAUUAUUACUCAAUUAUUAAUUAAUAACUUAGGCCUAAUAUUACUUAAUACAAGUUAAUAGGGCAAAUAUUAAUACCAAAAUAUAAUUUACAUGAAAUAAUUUUACUAACAAGUUGCCUAAAUUUUAAGCCAGACCAGAAAUUGAGAGAAGGAUAGAUCUAGAAUAAUCUAGAUCUAUAUUGAUUUUAAAAAUUGCUUCAACUUCAAAUUAUCAUGUCUCAAAGUCUAAAAAAGAUACUAACAUUAGUAUUUGUUAGAGACAAUGGUAAAGUACUGCUUGGUUUAAAAAAAAGAGGUUUUGGCUGUGGUUUAUGGAAUGGCUUUGGAGGAAAAGUUGAAAGAGGAGAAACUAUAAUUGAAGGUGCUAAGAGAGAGCUACUUGAGGAAAGUGGAGUUGUGGCAGAUAUCCUUAACAAAGUAGGAUUAAUCACAUUUCAAUUUGAAAAUGAUCCAGUUUUAUUAGAAGUUCAUGUCUUUCAAACUUCAGAAUAUAAAGGAAGACCAAUAGAAACAGAAGAAAUGAAACCUCAGUGGUACCUAGAAAACUCUAUUCCUUUUAGCCAAAUGUGGCCAGAUGACAAGAUAUGGUUUCCUUACUUGCUGAAAGGAAAACAGUUUGAAGCAUUUUUUCUUUUUAGGGGAAUGGACUUAAUUUUAGACCAUUGGAUCAAAGAAAGGACAUUUCAUAAUAGUUCUAAUGAAAACUUGGUUAUUAAAGAAUAGUUUACUUUA